Molecule: messenger RNA, 1297 nt
Organism: Aethalodelphis obliquidens (Pacific white-sided dolphin)
Lineage: Eukaryota; Metazoa; Chordata; Mammalia; Artiodactyla; Delphinidae
Gene: NDUFB8
Product: NADH:ubiquinone oxidoreductase subunit B8
Exons: 6
Coding region: 241-909 (222 amino acids)
Biological process (GO): mitochondrial electron transport, NADH to ubiquinone
Cellular component (GO): mitochondrion; respiratory chain complex I
Source: RefSeq, a predicted model, not a curated record
CCGAAGACCCGGGACUAGACUUUAGUCCCACUGAAUAGGGGUGAUCAUCGGGUUAACCAAUUCACAAAUUAUUGCUGCCUCAGUGUGCCCAGGCCUACACAACAGGCAAAGAAGGAGCACCGUUUAAGCCCCGCCCUUAUUGAACCUUUGAGACUUUUCUCCCUUGUCACGUUUGGCCCGGCUCGGCCGCCGUGACAAGGUCUUUGCGCAUGUGCGGGGUGAAACGAGAAGAAGGUGAAGAUGGCGGCAGCCAGGGCGGGGGUCCUGGGAGUCCGAUGGCUGCAGAGGGCAUCCCGAAACAUGGUGCCGAUGGGUGCACGGACAGCCUCCCAUAUUACCAAGGACAUGCUCCCGGGACCCUAUCCCAGGACCCCAGAAGAACGGGCUGCCGCAGCCAAGAAGUAUAAUAUGCGGGUGGAAGACUACGAGCCAUACCCAGAUGAUGGCAUGGGGUAUGGUGACUAUCCAAAGCUCCCUGACCGCUCACAGCAGGAGAGGGAUCCGUGGUAUGACUGGGACCACCCAGAGCUGCGAUUGAACUGGGGUGAACCGGAAGAGCAGUAUGUGACAGUGAUCUGCCUUUUUGUCUCAGAUGCACUGGGACCUAGACAUGUAUAUCAGGAACCGUGUGGACACGUCCCCCACUCCUGUUUCUUGGAAUCUCAUGUGGACCAAAGCAGUAUCCUUACAAUAAUCUGUACCUGGAACGAGGUGGCGAUCCCAACAAAGAACCUGAGCCGGUGGUUCACUAUGAGAUCUGAGGAGGCUUCGUGGGCUUUGUGCCCCCUAACUGACUCCCUCAAUCCUAGAGAUUUUACCUUAAUGAAAUCGCUAAUAAAACUUAGUACUGUGGUAUCUGUGCCUCAUUUCCCCAGGAAUAGCCAUUGCUUAAGCACAAGAAAAUGUUGAUUUGCUAAUUUCACUGGGAAAAGUAGUUGAGGGUUCCAGUUGUACAGCAGGUGGUAAGGGUAGCUCCUUUCCCCAUCUACAGGGUUGUGGGAGAAGGAAGAUAUGUUCCUGACUUCACAAGUUGGAACAAGAUUUAUUUCCCAUAAAAAACCUUUUUAAUAAUAAGUGGUUAGCUAAAAAACAAUACUCUAACAUGUUUCAAGUACAUUAUAGGAUAAAUAGGUGUUUUGGGACUGGCCUAGGGCUGUGAUUGCCUCUAAUAUUAUAUCUCUUAUAAGAAUAUGUAUUUGGGACUUCCUUGGUGGCGCAGUGGUUAAGAAUCUGCCUGCCAAUGCACGCACGGGACACGGGUUUGAGCCCUUGUCCGGGAAGAUCCCACAUACCACGG